Messenger RNA from Leishmania mexicana MHOM/GT/2001/U1103, 2844 nucleotides. RefSeq lists its product as hypothetical. Gene Ontology annotation, molecular function: cysteine-type deubiquitinase activity. Bases 1 to 2844 code for a protein of 947 amino acids. Gene Ontology annotation, biological process: protein deubiquitination. The record is from RefSeq and is a predicted model, not a curated record. Lineage: Eukaryota; Euglenozoa; Kinetoplastea; Trypanosomatida; Trypanosomatidae. The transcript has a single exon.
AUGAACAUAUAUAUAAUAUAUAUCAGAAGUCGCCGUGAGCUGAUACUGCCAAGCGGCGUCAUGCUCAACUCGCUCGUGGACAUGCCGGUGCCAGUGACGGUGCGCCCUCUGCGCGUGCUGGGCGGCGGUAGCUCCACCUCAAAGGACAGCAAGAGCGGGCACCAGUCGCCACGCGGCAUGCAAGAGGGACGCUCACCGCCCUACACGGGAAGCACUCACGCAAGCCCAAGGGGCACCACCGGCAAAGCCGCCAGCGUCGCGAUGCCGCUCGCCACCGACCUUCUCACUAGCAUGGAAAGCACGGUGACAGUGAACUCGUCAACGACGCCGCCACCACGGCUGACGAUCACCAUCUUCGCGGAGCUCGAAGAUGACGUGGAGGCUGGUGGCCUGAGCUUUAGCAAAGCUAGCCACGCCACCGUGAAUAGCGUCACUGCCGGCGGUACCUGUCUCCGCGUCGAGCACGACCCCCUCACCCUUACCCAGACCCUCUUGUCGCCUCUCCGCUACAGCUCACUGUGUCAGCGUGCGAAAGCCGAGGCACCGGCGGGAUCGGCACUCUCAUCAAGCGAGAAGUCAGGCAAAGCAGCGAUGCGUCGGAAGAGCGGCUUUCCCAUGCCGGCCGGUGGAGACCGCAGUCCUGAGAGAAUAUGUAGCGGCAGUUUCAGAACGUUCAGUCCUGCCGAGUCCACGGAUCUUGCCGUACGGACGGACUCGAGUUUCUUCUCAGGGUUGCCGAAUGAUAUAUCGUGGAUUCACCGCCGGGUGACGACGUACCCAGGGAGUGAGGCUGCGGACCCGCCUCCCUUACGCAUCUCCGCGACACCCGUCGUGCCCAUCGUUCCGCACGUCGCCGAGCCGUCAUCGCGCAAGCGUGUGGCGGAGGAUAUGCAGCGGCUUUACGGUAGUCCCGGUGCAGCAGCGGCGUCGACCGCGGUGUCCCCUACCAAAGAAGCAUCACAUGCGUCCAUCUCUGCGACAUCAAGGGACGUGUCGUGGUCGGGCGGUUGCCCAGGGAACACCACCGACGCCUCUCAGUCGCCGCGGCUGGCGGCUAAGAAAGACAAGAAGCUAUCCUUCUUCACCCCUUCCACCUCCAAGAAGCCGACGAAGGUGGAAGGCAAGACGAUGCCGUCCGUAGCGGCUGGCCAACGGCAGGCGCGUGAGCAGAUCAUCCGGGUUGGAGUGCAGCGGCUGUACCAACGCCUUAACGAGCUGCGCCUCGUUGUCUACCGCGUCCGCAACGAUGGCAACUGCCAGUUCCGGGCCAUUUCGCACCAACUGUUGGGCAAUGAGGACUACCAUGACAUCAUCCGCAGCCAGAUCGUCUCCUACAUGCGGGCGGCACGAGCGAGAAGCUUCGACUACUACUUCGAGUCACCUGCGCACGCAGACGUCUACUACAACAACUUGGCCAAGUCAGGAUCUUGGGGAGACGAGCUGUCGCUGCGGGCAGCGAGCGACUGCCUCUACGUGAAUAUCCAUGUCUUGUCCUCCGAAGAGCGCAACUGCUACAUUACCUAUCGCCCCUCCGCCGACCAUGCCGUCUCGGCACCGUCGUUUCUCGUCGAUGUGUGGAAGCUGCGGGAGCGCCGCCGGGCCGAGCGUCGCCUUCUCCGCGCAUACGGGCCGCAACAGCAGCAGGGUGACAGCAGCGGCAGCAACACUUUUGGAGGUUCGCGGCAGACGUCGUUAUACGCCGGCUCCCAAGGCAUCGGCAGCGAUGACGAGGGCGAGAUGGACGCAAACGCGAUUCAGAUCGCCCUGCACCGCCGACUGCAGCAGUGCGAGAUCCGCUGCAGUCUGCCGCUCUCAGCGACGGGCAGCUACACUGGCGGUGGUGGUGGUGGCUCCAGUCCCGGGGCGGCGACAAUGCCGCUCCUGCAGCCUCAGUCAACGAUGAGGGAGCCUAGCCAACUACUGAAACCGGCAGCAGUGCCGGUUCCUCGCCUCUCCAGCGGCAACGAGGACGCCUCGGGUAACGACGCUGCGAAUCAGGUGGCGAAGUUCCGCGCUGUUGGUGCUGAGGUACAGUCGCUCGAUACGGCCACGCAGGCCGUCAACAUAUUUACCCAACGAAAGGAAUCGGCCAACGCGUACAACACGAGUGAUGGUGCCGUCUGCUUUCCUCGCAGGCGCGGUGAAGAUGCUACGCAUCCGCCGUUCACUGGCGCGGCAUCGCUUGAGUUCUCAAGCUCAUCCUUGCCUCGCCUGCAGGCGCAACACCACGACCUGAUGGUGUCUGGCAGCACAACAGAGGAGGCGCCUGUCUCCGGUGGCACGCGGCGGGUCGACACCAUGACCUCCCUCCAGGCCCAUUCACAGACGAUGCGGCACGGGGACGAGGCUGGCGAGAUCAUGCUGCUUGCGUCGAACACGCAGCGCCGCCGAAUGAAUCCGUCGUUCCAGCAGAGCUUCUCUUCCAUGCAGAGAGAGAACUCGCCCACCGGCCACGCUGACCACUUUAACGUCGACAACGCGCGAAGCAGUUCCCACGCACUUUCCGCCAGUGUUGGCGGAAGUCGUGCCAACUCUCAGCUCCUCGGCAGCCUUGUCCCGCGUGCUGCCACAACUUCUCUCCGACUCGGCACCGAUGAUGACGGCAGUCUGCCGAGUGGCUCGGAUGCCGGCAGCAGCGCUAGCCAGGGGGUCUGCUGCUUUUCUUUUGAACCGCGAACAGAGCCGAUCGACAUCUUCCUGUCGUACCUUUAUCCAGUGCACUACAACUCGCUCAGUGUGGUGCAGAAGGAGGUGCCGGCUGCCGGCACCGAGCCCACGGCUGAGGCGACGACAACGCCUUCUACACCGCCGCUACAGCCGAGUGGGAGUGUCGGCGCGCGCUGA